AAAAAAAAUCAAUCUCUUCAUUCAUUUAUAAAAACUUUUAAUAAAAAACAAAAUCUAAUCAAUCAGAUCUCGCCAUGGCUGCAGAAGAGUUGCAAGAGUCCGAGGUUAUAUUUUCCGACAACACCAGCGACAUUUACGCCACACAUCGUCACCAAGAAGACGAUGACGGCGGCUACUUCGAUCAUCCAGCAGGAAUCUCCAUAAACGCCGGCGUUUCGACACGUAAGGAAAAAUCGAAGAAGAAGGUAGCUGCCAGUUCGCUUCCCGUCAGCAUCCCACGCCAUCAUGGCGGAAGUGUUUUCGGCGGCGAUUUUGAGGAGGAAGACGAAGAAGAUAUGGAGGAAGGUGAAAUGGUGCCGCCGCACGUGAUAUUGGGGAGGAGAAUUGCCGGGAAAGUGGCGUUUUCCGUUUGCACCGGCAAUGGAAGGACGCUUAAAGGGAGGGAUUUGAGUCGAGUUCGGAAUUCUAUUCUUAGAAUGACUGGAUUUUUGGAAGCAUGAAAACCAUAAUCAAAUAAUUUGUCCAUUUCCUUUCUA
This is a messenger RNA of Hibiscus syriacus, 536 nucleotides long. RefSeq lists its product as uncharacterized. The coding region runs from base 75 to 500 and encodes 141 amino acids. Lineage: Eukaryota; Viridiplantae; Streptophyta; Magnoliopsida; Malvales; Malvaceae. The record is from RefSeq and is a predicted model, not a curated record. The transcript has a single exon.